Molecule: messenger RNA, 459 nt
Organism: Hansenula anomala
Lineage: Eukaryota; Fungi; Ascomycota; Saccharomycetes; Phaffomycetales; Wickerhamomycetaceae
Exons: 1
Coding region: 1-459 (152 amino acids)
Source: RefSeq, a predicted model, not a curated record
AUGUUGAAUGAGGAGUUGAGAAAUGAUUUUGCUGAUGAAGAGGAUAAUGAAGAUUCUGAAGGUCCAACACAAACUCAAGACGACGAGUUUCAAGAUCCAUUGUUACUAAUGCAGAAAAAAGACGAAAAUGAAAAGUCUAGGAACCAUUCAAGAAGUCAUCACCAUCAUCAUCAUAGAUCCCAUAAAAGAGAAGGAGAAAAUAAAGAUAGAGAACACAGAGAAAGAGAAAAAAGAAGUGAGCAUAGGCAUAAAGGACACGAUGGCUCUAAACACAAUGAGAAUAGUCAUGAAAGAGACCACAGAUCGGAAAGAAAGCACAGAAGUGAUCAUGAAAGUUCUGAUAGAAGAGAAAAAAGACACAGAAGAGAGGAUGGUAAAAGUCGAGACAGCAAAGGAAGUAGAGCCCAAUCACCCCGUAAAGAAGAUAAAGACUACAAACCCCAAGAAGAGGAAGUUUAA